Messenger RNA from Bacidia gigantensis, 885 nucleotides. RefSeq lists its product as uncharacterized. The transcript has a single exon. Bases 1 to 885 code for a protein of 294 amino acids. Gene Ontology annotation, molecular function: protein binding. The record is from RefSeq and is a predicted model, not a curated record. Lineage: Eukaryota; Fungi; Ascomycota; Lecanoromycetes; Lecanorales; Ramalinaceae.
AUGUCCUCGGAUUACCCCCCUAAUAGCACUGGCUCGCUCCCGUCCCAUCAGGAAGCCAUCCUCACCGCAGCCCGCGCCGGCGACGUCCCCGCCCUGCAACAACACCUCACCGCUCUAGGUAUCCAAUCCCCAUCUUCACCUAUCGAGCCUACAUGGUCGAGGUUGCCCACGUUCACCAUCGUCCUUGUGCCUCCCUCCGGCCCCCCUGCCACAUCCACGCUCCUCGCAGCAGCCAUCAUUGCCCGACAACCUCACAGUCUCAGCUACCUUCUGACCGUCUUCCCCGACGCCUGUAUCACGGCCCUUUUGGGCACCGCGCUGUCUCAUCCCAACCUUGAGAUCUUCAAGAUUCUUUACGCGCACGACCCGAGCAUUUGUGAUCAUGAGUUUGAGAGUGGGGAAACGACGUUAAUGAUGGCUUGUCGUGAUGGCGGCACAGGGACGGAGGCUGCAGAGGUGAUCGAGUUCCUACUAGAAAAUGGGGCAGAUGCCAACGAGAGUGGGCUAGGAUUAACGGGGCCACUGAUCUUCGCAGUGAGGUAUGGGCAGCCGUUGAGUAUUGUGGAGGCGAUGGUAGGAAGGGGGGCGAGGGUAUGGAACGGCGUAAUCUUGGAAGCGAUGAGAGCAUGGAGGCUGGAUGCUGCUAAGUGGUUCUUGGAGGUCUGCAACAUUACCGAUACCGUGGAGAUGUUGGAAUGGCUGAGGGCUGAAGUGGAGAAGUGUGGGGAUCUAGGGCUUAGUAAGGCUUAUGAGCGGAGACUUGAGGAGGAGAAGGAGAAGGAGAAGGAAAAGACAUUUGCUCGAGCUCAGAAGGAUGGCGCUGCUGAUAAGCAGCCUAAAGAGAAAGGGUUUUUGGCGAGGGUCAAACAAAUCAUGGGGCAAUGA